Heterobilharzia americana is the source of this 1581-nucleotide messenger RNA. NCBI's taxonomy places the organism in Eukaryota, Metazoa, Platyhelminthes, Trematoda, Strigeidida, Schistosomatidae. The record is from the annotation of a GenBank genome assembly.
AUGGUAACUCACUUUCGUCUUGACUUGCACAAGGAACUUGAAGCUUCGUUCUACUUUUUGAGCUCAUCUGUAACGGUCAAUCCGAGAGUUACAGAUUUUAAUAUGACCCAAGGUUUAAUUACAGCAUUCAACGAGGAAAUUGCAAGGUGCUUCACCUUUGAGGAAUGCCUAAAAAAUAUUGGUGAUCAAAGUAAAUCUAAGGAUGAAUCUCAGACGUUUGACUCUGGACAGUAUUUAGGUUCAUUUCUAACUCAUUAUACAUUUCCUUCAAUACACUGGCUUGAUACGUGUUUGUAUGGGUUUGUUAUGCAAGCUUUGGAUAUCAAAGAGCAGAAACAUUCUGUUGACCAUUAUAAUCUAGAUAUACCGGAGGAUGAAGAUAUAAGCUAUGCCUUCGACCAUCAUUCAUUGGUAACAUCUCAGUUGCCUGAUUCAUAUGAUGAUAUCGUUCAAACUGCUGACGAAGUUAUCAAGGAAAUUGACAUUCUAAUGAAUAGUGAAGAAAUCCCUUUACCAUUGUGCAAUAUGGUUCAAUCGGAAUAUGAACGUCCUCUUGUAUCAGAAAAUGUUGGAAGUAGUUGGUUGCGUGAAGAAGCCCUUCAGAAUCUUUCGCCCAAUGAGCUUAAUGCAGUUUUGGAAGAGCUAGAAUCAUGUGUACGAGAAUAUUCUGCAAUUCUUGUUCAGGAGUUGGCAUAUCGUGAGGAGCUGGAUUUUGAACAAGAGCAGAAAGAUAUAUUUAUUGCACGCUUAAAUGAGCUACAUCGACGUCUUGAGCGUCGGCGCCGUUUAAGUAUGCCACCUGGAAGUCACAUUCAAAUGCUUUCAAAUUCUAUAGCAAUGGAAGACUAUGGCGAAAAAUAUCGAACUAUUGAGAAAAUUUAUUUACGUGCACAGUCCGCAGCACAAGCAGCGGUUGCUGCGACAUCAUCUGCUACAGUGGCACUGAAGAGGCAUUUUCAAAGACUGAGUACAUUUUCAAGGGACAAUUCAGCUACAACGGUAUAUCAAACAGACGCAUGUAAUCCCAUCUGCACACCAUCGAGAUUGUCAGCUAAUAAUCACAAUGGUAAAAUCUCAUCAGACAAAGAUGAACAAACAUCUGCCAGGGCUAUUGCCAUUUCUCGUUUACGAAAAUGGGCUGGCAGAAAAUCAGAAGAACCAUCUGAAUCAGGGCGUACCAGUAGUUUCAGGGCUUUUCUCCGUCGUGGACGUCAACAAGCAGAAACAACAACAAACGCUUUUAUACGCAGUCGAGAAGCACGUUCAGCGGUGACUAGUCCGACCUCAUCACACUGUGAUUUCCCUUCAAUACCUACCAAUUUAACGCAUUCUGCUUCUGGUCAUUUGAUUGGACGACCUGAAAUAAGCUCGGAUGAUCUUGAAUACAAGUAUUUAACUACCUCAGUUCCCUAUCAUCGAUCUCCCUACAAGGAAGGACCCACUGUUAGUCAGUUGGAGCUGUUCAACGACAUGCUUUUGGCUAUUCUUACGAAUAACCCGAAUCUCACACCUAUGCUCACUGAUUACAUACUAAAUGUUUAUGCUCCAGCAGAUCGUCGGUUAUCCAAACUUCCAAUAUAG